This is a messenger RNA of Dermacentor andersoni, 4700 nucleotides long. RefSeq names its product RIO kinase 1 (gene RIOK1). The record is from RefSeq and is a predicted model, not a curated record. Lineage: Eukaryota; Metazoa; Arthropoda; Arachnida; Ixodida; Ixodidae. Gene Ontology annotation, molecular function: ATP binding; protein serine/threonine kinase activity.
AAUCCAAAGCAUUAGUACGCAUGUAUAUCACGCUGUCCACGCGGUUAAUUUUGCCUUGUCGUCAAGUCUUAUGCUUUGAUAGAUCAGUCAUCACGGAGAUACUGGUCAACAAAUAUUUGCGAAGAAAUGAACUACCACGUCGUCGAGGGGCAAUUCGACGACGCUGAAAGCGACGUUGACGUCUUGCCUAGCGCCGAAGCGACGCCGAGCCUGGCCGUGUUAUCGAGUGAACGCCGCAGCCCAGAGCAUCUGCCGAGCGACGACGACGACUCAUUCGGCGAAGGCGACCUGAGUGGCGACGACGGCUACGACUGGGACGACCUUUCCCGAGGGAGUGUGUACCACAACUCGGCCAGCGCCGGCAGUCGCCCGAAUGCGCAACGUAGUGCCAACCCGAAUUCAUUCCAGUCCCAGUGUAAGGUUCUCUCUGGCAAGUACAGCGGGAAGAUCAACCUACAAGCGUACUCUGGUCCAGCUGUGGCUGCUGGCGCGUUAAGUGUGUUGAACGAGGCGAGCCGCAGGCGAGACGCUGAGCGCGUCCGCGUCCGUGACAAGGUGGAAAGGGCGACAGCGGAGCAGGUCCUUGAUCGCAGGACACGAAUCAUUCUUUUUAAGCUCCUGAACCGUGGCCUAGUGGAGCAGAUAAAUGGCUGCGUGAGCACGGGCAAGGAGGCCAAUGUAUAUCAUGCCACGGCUGGCGGUGACGGCGCUCCAGAUCGUGCCAUCAAGAUCUACAAGACGUCCAUCUUGGUUUUUAAAGACCGUGACCGCUAUGUCACCGGCGAGUUCCGCUUCAGGAGCGGCUACUGCAGUAGCAACCCGCGCAAAAUGGUCCGUACCUGGGCAGAAAAGGAGAUGCGAAACCUCUCGCGAAUAUACGCCGCAGGGCUGCCUUGUCCAAAACCCAUCGUUCUCCGAAGCCACGUGCUUGUCAUGAACUUCGUCGGAAAGGAUGGCUGGCCGGCACCCAAGCUCAAGGAUGUCUCUCUGAGCGAAUCCAAAGCGCGUGAGCUUUACAGAGACUGCAUUAUCUUGAUGCGACGGCUCUACCACGAAUGUCGCCUUGUGCAUGCCGAUCUAAGCGAGUACAACUUGCUAUACCACGAAGGUAAGAUUGUGAUAAUUGACGUGUCACAAUCAGUUGAGCACGACCAUCCGAAUGCGCUCGAGUUUUUGCGCAAGGACUGCACCAACAUCACAGACUUUUUCAGCAAGCGAGAUGUGAAGACAAUGAGUGUUCGGCAGCUGUUUGACUUUGUCACAGACCCAACCAUUAACGAAGACAACAUGGAUGCUUACCUUGAAAAAGCACAGUCACUUGUUGAAGAAAGUGGUUCAGAAGCCACGAACCAAGUAGAUGAGGAAGUUUUCAAGAAGACAUACAUACCCCACAGACUGGACGAUGUGCUUGACUUUGAGAAGGACAUUGUUGGUGUGCAGGAGGAAAACAAAAAAAUUCUCUAUCACACCAUUACAGGCAUGAAGCCUGACCUGUCAGGCCCAGCUGAGAAGCCUGCACUACUCGAGAAUGGCUCAGAUGACUCGUCCUCGGAGGUCAGUGAAAGUGACAGUGAAUGUGAAGAUGAGGAAAGUGAGGAUGGCAAUGACAAGGAGUCAAAAUUUGUGUGCACAGCCAGGCCUAAAGGGGAGUCAUUGGAAGAGAAGAGGGAAAGGAAAAAGGCAGUCAAGGAUGCCAAGAAGGAGAAGCGCAAACUGAAGUUGCCUAAGCAUGUCAAGAAGCGAAAAGAAAAGCAGGGAAAGGCACGCAAAAAAUGAAGUUUCAUUUUGAGGUUUCAGAUUUAUUGUGUGUGUGUGUGACAUGACAAGCUCAGUCGAGCAACUGUCACUGCAAAACUAGAAUGACAAGUGUUUCUUUAACCAACAACACCUGCCACCGCGGCUGUGUGGUUAUGGCAUUCUGUUGGUAGACAUGAUGCCACAAUUUCAAUUCCUGGCACUAGUGGUCAAAUUUUAAUUGGACCAUAAAGGCUAAACCCCAUGAUAGUGAUUUUAUGCGCUACAGCGACGAGUGCCGGCUUCGAACGAUGGAUCGGGCCGUCGCUUGAACAGAUCGCUCAGUCUUGUCGCUCGAUCGCCCGGAAGUGCCAUGAGCGACUAGCCAAUAGCGCGAAGCCGGAAGUGGAAGUACAUUACUCAAAUAAUACUGAUUGUCACACGGAAUGAGCUAACGAUUGAAUUUUUAUACGUGCAAGAAUAACAACCUACUGCAAGACCUUCACAAAUAUUUUAUGCUGCUCUUUACAGUAAAAUACAUCAACCUGAUAAAGCACGAGUCAUGCUAGAUUCAACACUUAUUUGCUGCCCUCAUGCAGGCAACACCGGGGAGACAUUGCUCGAAAUCGUCACUCGCAUGGGGUACGACUUGUAGACGACGAGCGAAUGCGACAGCCAUCUCCAUCGCAUCGCUUGUCGCUGUCGCGCGCAAGAUCGCUUCCAUGGGGUUUAUAUUGAAAUGCUCUUGUUGCAAGCAUUUGCCACAUAACAACAGGUGGCCAAUGUUGACCCGGAGCCCUCCACUAUGAUUCCUGCCAUAGCCAGUCUUGCUUUAGGGCGUUAAACUCCGCCAGUCACUGUCAAUGAGGUGAAAGCACAAAGCUGUAAAGGAAGCUUCUUUUAGAGCUUUGGGCUUGUUUUCAAUACCUAAACAAUUUUGCCACCUUGCAGAUAUCUACUGGACUUGUUUGUUUAUUUAAUCUAACACACGUUCCACUCACCGAGUUAGAAUCAUUUCGAGAAUAUUGUCUAUUGCUCACAGAGUGUUAACUGAAAAUGUUGUCAAAAGGCACUGAGACCUUUCAUGUACAUGUGUGUACAAAAGUAAUUGAAACACAGGAGCUGCUGCUGAAAUGCAUCCCAGUGCCCUCUAGCAUCCUCAAGGAGAGGCUAGAAAUUGGGUCACAUGUGCUCAGGCCAGCACUCAUAGCAGUUCGCACGUUUCAAUCCGUUCCUUUAUCCAUGGAUUGGAACAUUGUUUGCAGCUUCUGCAGCUAGCAUGAUGCCGCGGAUCGCAUAGGUGUUUCUGUACUUCACAUGUGUUAGGCACGUGUAGCUGUGCUAUCAGCAACAUGAUAGCAAGUGUUCGGCUACACCUGCCGUGGUGAUAUAGUGGCUAUGGCUACUAAGCCUGAGCGCACAAGACCAUAUCCCAGCCAUGGCGGCUGUGUUACGGUGGGGGUGAAAUGCAAAAACCUGUGUACCGUGCAUUGGGCGCAUGUUAAAGGGACUGACAACGAAUUUUCAUGGUACCCAUCUUCUUUAGUGCAAUGGAAACGUUACAGGUGAGAGUGUGUAAUCAUGAAGUGGUAACGUGGAAAACGCAUUGCAACAUUUUUAAUCUGAAUUUUUCUGUCUGCAGCGAGGAUGUAGUUGUUCACCGGAAGCAUGCUAAAAACAUUGAUAGGUGAGCCUGAUAGCGAUUAAACGCCGGCAUUAGUGAGAGGCAGACGACAGGUGUGGCCGUAGCUGUGAGAAAGUAUUUUGUUUAUGAAGUUGAUCCUGCUAUUCAUGUUUCCCGAAGUGUGAAAGUAUUUCUGUGGUAAUAGCUAUCUGUUUUCGUGGUUUCCUGUCCAACUGCUCUGGUAUUUAACCAGUAAAAAUGAAACUAACAGGAUCGAAAAUGGAACGACGCUUUUACAUGUUAUACGCAGUUUAGCUUGCUGCUGUAGCCAUGCGUGCACUUUUGAUUUUCGAAGCAUAGAAUAAAGCACGAGUGUCUAAUAUACCAACUGCAAUUUUAAGCGAUAGUGAUGCGGUACUUAAUGUUGACUUGCAUACAGUAAUACUAUAGAAUACAUCUGAAGUACCAAGAUUUCACCGCCAGUCCUCGCGACUUACUGGUUAGACUUUCUUUGCCAAUUUAAAGUUAUAAUUCCUGCUUAAAUCAUGAACAGCAUGCUGGAUUUUAUCACUACAAAUCGUGGUCCUUUCAUUUCUAUAAAUGUCUCGCAACACAUUCUGGCCAGUUGUCAGUCUCUUUAAAGAACUCCAGCUGGUCAAAAUUAACCCCCUGAGUCCCGCACUACGAAGUGCCUCAUAAUCAACUCAUCACGUGAAACCCCAGAAUUUUUGUUGCUCAGCCACAGAAGCUGCAAGCAACACUCCUAUGUACAGGAUAAAGAGAGGGCCAAACUGGCUAUGAGCGCCGGCCUGCGUGCAUGCAUGAUCCAAUUUCUAGCUUCCCCUGAAAGAUGCUAGAAAGCAGUAGGUUUGGCACAGCUCCUGUAUUCCAAUAACUUUUGUCUGUAGCAGUUUCAUUAGCUCUGAUGAACAGCAAUGAAUGGUUUACUUUUUCAACAAGCAAAACUGUUCUUGCAUUAAGGCAAGUGAUGAUGUUGCAGUAGGAAAGGGGUUUAUACCAGUUGCACAUUGUGAAAUAGUGAUCACCAUUGAGAAAAAUGUUUACCGGUUGUAUUAGGUGUUGAUUCCUACCCUUAACUUGUCCUUUUAAAGAAGCUUGUAACCUUUACAGGCCUGCUCUAGAGGUAAAAACAAUAUUGCCAAAUAAGGAUGUUGCACCUUCUAGUAUAAUUUAUUUUGCACUUGUAAAAAAGAAUUUCGGAAGCAAUCUUUCGUUGAAAUAGGAAGUUCUUGUAUUUACAUUGGUUGUCAUGUGAGUUAUGGUCUCUGAGGAAAGGAAGCUGUAUUUAAACUCUCACUAAAAUUUCUGUUGCUUGUUCUGA